Perca flavescens (yellow perch) is the source of this 1544-nucleotide messenger RNA. RefSeq names its product fructose-bisphosphate aldolase A-like. Gene Ontology annotation, biological process: glycolytic process. The record is from RefSeq and is a predicted model, not a curated record. Lineage: Eukaryota; Metazoa; Chordata; Actinopteri; Perciformes; Percidae. Gene Ontology annotation, molecular function: fructose-bisphosphate aldolase activity.
CUGAUUGGACAAGCCCCUCUCCAUCGCCAGCAGCAGCAGCUUCCUGCAUCACUCCGCUCCCUGCCUGUCUACUAGCUAACUCUGUCUUUUGUCUGACACUCCGCGACGCAACUAUCUGUCACCAUGACUCAUGCGUAUCCCUUCCUGAGUGCUGAGCAGAAGAAGGAGCUCAGUGGCAUCGCUCAGAGGAUCGUAGCUGCUGGAAAAGGCAUCCUGGCAGCGGAUGAAUCCACAGGCAGCAUGGCCAAGCGCUUCCAGGGCAUCAACACUGAGAACACGGAGGAGAACCGGCGGCUUUACCGCCAGCUCCUCUUCACCGCCGACGACCAGGUCAACGCCUGCAUCGGCGGCGUCAUCUUCUUCCACGAGACGCUCUAUCAGAAGACAGACGACGGCAAGCCCUUCGCCCAGCUGGUCAAAGAGAGGGGCAUGGUGGUGGGCAUCAAGGUGGACAAGGGCGUGGUUCCCCUGGCCGGCACCAACGGAGAGACAACCACUCAAGGUCUGGACGGGCUCUACGAGCGCUGUGCUCAAUACAAGAAGGACGGAGCUGACUUCGCCAAGUGGCGAUGUGUGCUAAAGAUCACCGACACCACGCCGUCAGAGCUGGCCAUCAUGGAGAACGCCAAUGUCCUGGCUCGCUACGCCAGCAUCUGCCAGAUGCAUGGCAUCGUGCCCAUCGUGGAGCCCGAGAUCCUCCCAGACGGUGACCACGACCUGCAGCGCUGCCAGUAUGUGACUGAGAAGGUGCUGGCAGCGGUCUACAAGGCCCUGUCUGACCACCACGUCUACCUGGAGGGCACGCUGCUCAAACCCAACAUGGUGACCGCUGGACACUCCUGCCCUAGAAAGUACGGCGCUCAAGAGAUCGCCAUGGCAACUGUCAGCGCCCUGCGCCGCACUGUGCCCCCCGCCGUGCCAGGUGUGACCUUCCUGUCAGGCGGGCAGAGUGAGGCCGAGGCCACCGCCAACCUGAACGCCAUCAACCAGUGCCCCCUGCACCGGCCCUGGGCCCUCACCUUCUCCUACGGCCGGGCCCUGCAGGCCUCAGCACUCAAGGCCUGGGGGGGCAAGAAGGAGAACGGCAAGGCCUGCCAGGAGGAGUACGUCAAGAGAGCCCUGGAUAACAGCAAGGCAGCUCUGGGGAAGUACGUGUCGUCUGGAGAGAGGGGAGCAUCCGCUCAGGAGUCUCUGUUUGUGGCUGACCACGCAUACUAAGGCACCCCCCGCUCCACCCACAUCCAGCUGGAAGACGGGCUGUACUGUCCUAAAUCAAACACAUUGACCAACCUUUUCACUUCAUUGUCAGUGUUACUGCCUGGCUUAAGAGUGCCGUGUCACUUUAUUUUGUUUUUGAGCACUUAAAACCACACAGAGUGAAAGAGAAGAGUUCCCCUACAUAGUCGUCCUCAGUUUGUAGUUCCAACAUUGUCUCAGUGAUUCUGUGCCUUUGCUAUUUUAACUGAACCAACUGCUGGAGGGUGACUUUAUAGUGUCAGUGUAUACACUGGAAAGAGAAUCAAAUUAAAAAAUUCCACAACCAA